Molecule: messenger RNA, 486 nt
Organism: Cooperia oncophora
Lineage: Eukaryota; Metazoa; Nematoda; Chromadorea; Rhabditida; Trichostrongylidae
Source: the annotation of a GenBank genome assembly
AUGGUUCGUCAUAAGGUGUUUCGGAACCCAUUUGGCCGUCUCUCUGCUUGCUACGCUUUUUCAAGCGCCUCCCUUCUUAUUGUAUUUCUUCUAUGGUCCGUCCCGUGGACUAUUUGGGAUGUACCGGACAACUUGCACUAUUUGAAUCUGAGGAUGGGACAAUGGAUGUUGGGUUUUUACGCGGCAACGAUCCAUUCCAGUUUAAUCAUCUCUAUUAAUAGAUUCGUGGCAAUCUCGUUCCCGAUACAAUAUCGCACGUUUUUCACUCUUCGCACGACGUACGGUCUCAUGGCAGUGAUCGCUGCUACAUUUGUAGUCAACUGGAGCGUAGCUCUAAUAGGUAAUGAUUUUCUUCGAAGUUUCUCAAUCCCUUUUCGGCAUGGACUUCCAGAUGGAUGCGACUACUUCUACAGUCAUGAUUACACGUACUGGGCAUAUGGUAGUGAGCCGUGCGCCCAGGAAAAAAAAAAAAAUUCCCCCCCCUAA